UGGACGUUGACCAAUCAGACAGCUGCAUGUGGAAGGUCUCAGCCAAUGAUGGAGGCCUGGCCAGCAGCCUGGGUCCUACUUUUAACGCUAAUCGCUGAUUGGCUGGAAGCGGCUCAAUCGCGGGACUUCACUGUGAAGGACAUCAUCCUUCUCCAUCCAUCAACCACACCUCAUCCUGGAGGGUUCAAGUGCUUCACAUGCAAAGAUGCACCAGACAACUACGAAUGCAAUCGCUGGGCUCCAGACGUAUACUGCCCACGAGAGACCAGGUACUGCUACACCCUCCAUGUGUUGGACGUGCAGGGGAACACUGUGUCUGUGACCAAACGCUGCGUGGCCCUGGCCCACUGUCUGUCUCCAGGCUGCUCCCAGGACAACCAUGAAGGAUACAAGGUCUGCACUGCUUGCUGUGAAGGAAACAUCUGUAACAUGCAGUUGCCAAGAAACAAGACAGACGCCAUCUUUUCCACCACCUCUCUCCUCCACAGCAGUAACGGUCUACUCACACACUACUGGCUGCUCACUGGCUGUCUGAGCUCUACCGUCAUCAGCGUCAUGCUAUCCAACAGUCUAUGACAUCUAACACUCCUACUGUCAUCAGCGUCAUGCUAUCCAACAGUCUAUGACAUCUAACACUCCUACCGUCAUCAGCGUCAUGCUAUCCAACAGUCUAUGACAUCUAACACUCCUACCAUCAUCAGCGUCAUGCUAUCCAACAGUCUGUGACAUCUAACACUCCUACCGUCAUCAGCGUCAUGCUAUCCAACAGUCUGACAUCUAACACUCCUACCGCCAUCAGCGUCAUGCUAUCCAACAGUCUGUGACAUCUAACACUCCUACCGCCAUCAGCGUCAUGCUAUCCAACAGUCUGUGACAUCUAACACUCCUACCGCCAUCAGCGUCAUGCUAUCCAACAGUCUAUGACAUCUAUCACUCCUACUGUCAUCAGCGUCAUGCUAUCCAACAGUCUAUGACAUCUAACACUCCGACCGUCAUCAGCGUCAUGCUAUCCAACAGUCUAUGACAUCUAACACUCCUUCUGCAUGGUAGAGGAAGUAGAUCUGAAGUUUGAUCACCAGAUAUUUGGUGUUAUAAUUUUAUGAAGUUGCUUUUCUGUUGUUUAAUUUAUUUAAUUUUUCCUAUUUUUUAACCAAGACAGUAUUGACGGAAUCUUCUAGAUUUUGUCUCAUCGUAAGAAGUUCUCCUGUUAUAUUUACUGGAUUCUAUGUGCAGUAUGUGAUAUAUGUACAUAGUAUUUAUUUUGUUUAAUACAUUUAACAAUUGUUAAAUACCUUUAGUUAACAUUGGAUUCAGGUAGAAUGAAAAGUGAACUAGGUUGCAGUGCGGUGUUUUUGUUCCUGGAGUCGUGUGGUUGGUUGGUUGGUUUAGGCUGUGUGCCCACCAUACCCAUUUCCUCUCAACCCAUUGGCUGUCUGGCGCUGGCUGUGGAAGAUAUGUCAACCAUAACACUACAACGUUGUAACAUGUUUCUGUAUUUCUUACAGUUCUGUCCAAUAGAAAGGUUGCCACUUAUUGAUUAGCAUAUCGUCUUGACGAUGAUGGUCUAAACUUCCUGUACAGAUCCCAUAUACCAGGUUUGGUAUACAUUGUGUUCACCAUUAAAUGUAUUAUACCAGGUUUGGUAUACAUUGUGUUCACCAUUAAAUGUAUUAUACCAGGUUUGGUAUACAUUGUGUUCACCAUUAAAUGUAUUAUACCAGGUUUGGUAUACAUUGUGUUCACCAUUAAAUGUAUUAUACCAGGUUUGGUAUACAUUGUGUUCACCAUUAAAUGUAUUAUACCAGGUUUGGUAUACAUUGUGUUCACCAUUAAAUGUAUUAUACCAGGUUU
Molecule: messenger RNA, 1851 nt
Organism: Oncorhynchus masou masou (cherry salmon)
Lineage: Eukaryota; Metazoa; Chordata; Actinopteri; Salmoniformes; Salmonidae
Product: ly6/PLAUR domain-containing protein 6-like
Exons: 4
Coding region: 46-576 (176 amino acids)
Biological process (GO): positive regulation of canonical Wnt signaling pathway
Molecular function (GO): acetylcholine receptor inhibitor activity
Source: RefSeq, a predicted model, not a curated record